Molecule: messenger RNA, 7843 nt
Organism: Alligator sinensis (Chinese alligator)
Lineage: Eukaryota; Metazoa; Chordata; Crocodylia; Alligatoridae
Gene: DGKZ
Product: diacylglycerol kinase zeta
Exons: 31
Coding region: 3767-7309 (1180 amino acids)
Biological process (GO): lipid phosphorylation; regulation of synaptic transmission, glutamatergic; diacylglycerol metabolic process
Cellular component (GO): nucleus
Molecular function (GO): protein binding; ATP-dependent diacylglycerol kinase activity
Source: RefSeq, a predicted model, not a curated record
AGUGUGCCCACACAAAGCAAAUAGAAUGUAGCUGCUGCUUUUUUAAAUGGCUCCAAAUAUGUGUGUCCAUGCCCUGUCACACAGGUGACCAACCUGCAGUAUGCAUGCCCCAAAGUGUCAUGGGAAGUCUGUGUGUGGGGCACACGACAGAUCAAGGAGGGGACAGGGAGCAGAGCAGCUGGUUGGAAAGGGAGCAAAAAGAGCAGCAGAUCAGGCAGAAGAAGGGAAUCGGCGUGGCACUUGGGGAUGGUGCAGAGCUAACUUGUAGCAUGCCUGCCAAAAAGAUUAACCAAUAUUGCCCUAUCAGAAGACCCUCAGUGAAGGCAAGGCCCUUAGGUUUGCUUUCAGGUUAGCAGUACUCUGAACCCCCAAGACACCCCAUAGAAGUGAAAAGCCCUCUGUGUCGCAUAACUCUGACUUCCAUCCUGUAGCUCUGUGCUACUUGCUAAUGCAAUGACCAACCUAAUCCUGUCAUUACAGUUCUUAGCAUCCUCACCUACUGGUGGCAGAGGGGGGCAAGAGAGCUAAGCACACACUCAAGAUCUUUUACUUCUCAACAAUACAAGCUCUGUGUUGACUUUAAAACUAAAAACAAAACAAAACACAGUUGACUAACUUACGUAGCACUAAACAGAGCCACACUCUGACGUCUUGGGUCUGUAUUCAAAAUGAACAGGGCAGCAAAGGUACUGUCUUAACAAGUCUGCCUUCUUAUAUGGACCCUAUUGCUGCAGGAUCUAAGGCUGUGUAAUACCACACUGUUUUCAGUUCCUAGGAACAUACUGAACUGCAGGUAAAUACAUAAAGAGGAGGCAGCAAGACAGCAAUGCAUGGCAGAUGUUUGUCAGGUUGCCUAACUGCUGUGGUGGAUGGCCAUCCACCCAUACCAAAUUGUAUUUCACCCUGUCAGGCCAUACUAGGUAUUUGAGGACAGUGAUGAUAGUGGGCUAGUGACUGAAGACUGCUAGGGUGUUGGGUAUGAAAGCUGGCAUAGACUGUGAUUUCCUUGCUUUGUUAGGACUUGUUUUUGUUGAGGAACCUUAAUUCUGAUAUAAUGCGGUUUUUCUUGAAGAUUUCCUGGAUUAUUUAUUUGUAAAAAUGGCUGAAGGCAGGUUGAGCAGUAGGACAGAAGAUCCAUCUGGAGAAUAGGCCUGUGGAGCUGUUCAAUCUAUCUCCCUCCCAAUUAAACCUUUGCAUGUUAGUCAGAGUGCUUCAGCCAGUGCCUGAAACUUCUUUGCCAGCAGCUUUAAGCUGUUCACAUGCAGCUGCGGUAUCCUGGCAACGUGACAAGCUUUGAGUGUUAGGCAGAGAAAGCUUAAGAGUCAUUUAAAGCUCUUUCCACCAGGAGCAGAACAGAUGGGAUUAUUUUCCUCUUCCUGCUCAGCUCUGCUCCAGAUCUCCCAGCUAGGCUCCAUGCUCCUCAGGUCCUGGCAAGAACCUUCUUCCCCACCUUCUCUGCCCUCUCAGUGUUUUCCUUGUAAACUUUUGAGUGCUUAGCUUGUGAUAUAUCUAGAUUUAAGUGCAUCUUAAGUGCUUGAGUUUACAAGUAGGCAACUGGGAUAAGGUAGCAAGAGGGGGAAGUAAUUGUGGACAAGGGAUCUUCCCAAGAACAACAGGAAGGAAGUUGUUACCAUACUUGCCACUAGGCAUCAUAGGAAAGUAGGACUGGAAGGGACCUCCAGAGGGCAUCUAUUCCAGCCCCCUGCAUGAUGCAGGAUCAUCCCUAUCCAGACCAUCCUAUACAAAUCAAAUGUCUAACAUAUUAGCAGAACUACAUGGCCAACCCUGACACAACCACAAGAGGUAGCACCUUAAUCUGCCACGGGUAAAAGCAGGGUCACUGUGGCAGCCAAAUUUCUGCUGUGGCAAGGGUGUUGAAAUGCACUUGAGAGAUCCCAAGAAGAGGGCCAUCCCCCUGCUACAGAGGAAAGUAAAAACCCCCACAGUCUGUGCCAGUCUGGCAAUGGGGUAAGCCAGGUCUGACCCUGAGCAGAGGGGCAAGACCCUCUAGCCAGGAACCUCUGGAUUUAAGUCCUAGCAGGAACAUUGGUACACCCCAGUCAAAAUCCCUGAUCCUCGCUGCAGCCAACAUCCAAUGCUUCGGAGAAAGGCUAACUCCUCCCUCCCCUUACCCCCAACACACAUGUAGUAGCAGGAAGGGGAAAACAUUCAUUUCCUGCCUCAUGUGGCAACCAAAAAAGCCCAGGAGCAUGGGAAAUACUGAAAGUAGAACAUGGGUGUAGUUACACCUAGAUCAUCCCUGACCUUGAUAAACAUACCGUGGUCUUCUCUAUGCAAGUGGAGCAUGAAGUUUCCAGCUGUCUGUACUAAAGGCACUCAGCGCCAUGUCUCUGUCCCAUCUUGCUCAAGGGAAGUUGUUGGUGAGCAUCUCUCUAAUUUAAAGGGAACCUGCAUCUGGUCCAGCAUUUACACCUUAAUUACAAAAGACAAACAGACCAAAACAAUUCUUCCUGCAAAGCUCUAUGCAGAGAGAGGCUAAGAGGAAGUAGCUGCAAUCCCAUUGAUGACCACAAGGGGGUGAGUGUGGCCUGCAGUUAGCCAUUGAAACACUCCUUCUGCCUGAAGAAGGGUGUUUGUACCUGAAAGCUUGCAAAGAACAAUUGAACAACUAUUUAGUUGGCCUAAUAAAAGAUAUCACAUUUACCCAAAGAACUUUGUUAACCAUUCAAACACUUCAGUUCCCUCCAGUGCUGGGAGCCAGGAGGUCAGUAACAGCUUGGGUCAAUUUCUGAGAAGCAGGAAGUGAAAGUUUAGUUCAGAAGAAGAGCUAGAAGCACUCUGAUCCUGUGAGGACAAGCAUGGGACACAGAUGGAACUAGGAACUGAGUGAUGCCACCCAAUGUAGCACCCUGAACUGAGCUGAGGGAAGCACAGGCACCACCAUAAAGGGGAUGAGUGCAUGGGCUCAAUAUUUGGCUCCUAACCUGAGCUUUGUGUAAGGGUUGGUGACUGUAUCCCUUUGAGCAGAGCCCUUGGCCUGCAGAGUCUCUCUGCAGCUAUUUGUGUCCUUGUUGUCCAGCUGUCCCAUGUGUCCUUUUAACCAGCAGGUGGUAGAUUGAAUAUGUGCCCAGGCCCAGACUGCCUAUGGGUGCCAGUUUGCUCUGCUUGACUAGAGGAGCUCUGCAUUUCACUGUGGAAAGCUGCCCUGGGAGUGUUCUCUGCUGCCCUUUUGACCAGCAGGCCGGACUUGAGUGGGAUCCCCUGUACAGGCUCCUCUCUUCCAAUGAGGGGUGGCACAUGCUGUCUUAGACAUCCCAGAUGAGCAACAGCUUAGCAGCCUGUAACCCAUUUGUUGCUCUGGGGCAUGACUGGGACCUACAGCCUGACUCCUUCCCAGUGCCAAACUGGGUUGAGGGGCAGAACCAUGUCUCUGUUUAAAUCUGAGCCCUGCUGUCUUCCACCAGGAGAGUGAGUGGUUUGUUGACCAGCUCCUCAUAUCUGCUGUCCUGUUCCCUAGAUGGAGGCCUGGCCAUAGCUGUCACUCCCCCCAACCUUCCCUCCUGUCCUACCCAGAACCAGGAGCCUCCCAGGAGAGGAUACGAGACGGGAGCAUCCUUAAGGGAACUCCUUUGUUUGUGGCUUGGGAUUGUUGUCCAGCCCUUGCUCUAUCUUGAGCCCUCCCCUUCCAGAGCUUUGUGGACACCUCCUCUGGCACGUGGGGAUAUGUAGGCAUGGCAGGAGGCCCUACCCAUCUAAUUGCUGGUUUCUGUAUUAACAGCCACUGUUUGGGGUGCCCCCAGUCACUAUGGAAACCUUUUUUAAAAGGCACUUCAGGAAGAAGGGGUGUUCGAGGUCCCGGCGUGCCAGCAUGGCAGUGCCCACUGGUAAGGUCCGGCGGCGCUCGUUGGUGGGCCAGCCCUCUGCCUCAUUGGCCCAGCACCGCCGCCGGUCCAGCACCCCGCUCCAGGGCCUCUCACUGUGCCUGGGCUCCCCCAGGAAGGGCAGGUCGAGCACCCGGCGCCGCUCUAGCACCACCCCCCCAUGUGUCAGCCCCAGAUUCUCAGUCCAGAAGAAGCGUGGGGCCCAGAUGCGCACCAUCGACACCCACCUCAUGGGCCCCUCCAUGCUGCUGGCCAACCUCAUCCAAACGAGGGAGGAAGAAGAAGGGAGACGGUCGCCUUAUGAGGAAGGCUCUGGAUCCGAGUCACCCCAGGAGGGGCCAGAGGAGGAGGCCUACUGGGAAGAGACUGUCACCUCCGGAUCUGAGGAAGCAGAGCAGGACAGGCAUGAGCAGCAGGCUUUGCUUCCCUGGCAGACCUGGCCCCCUGUGCUACGCCCUCUUAGCGUGGGGCACCUCCUGCGUGCUCCGCGCUACCUGCGUCGCAAUUCAUCUCGCCUCCUGCCUGCUGACGUGGUGUACAGCAAGGCAGCCUAUGGGCUGUAUGGGAGCUACCGGCGCCUCAGCCAGCCACGGCGUGCUAGUGAGGUCCUCACGGUGGGCAUGUUGCUUCCUCCAGACAGAGCCCAGCUGGCCACCAAGAGACAGAGGGCUCUCUCCAAAGGCAUGCCGCCAGCAUUGGCAGCCCCACACGAAUGUUUGGGAGCAGAGCCCGCCUAUGGUCCCUGUACUGGUGCCUCCCGUGAAAGCUGGAGCCCUUUGCUGCUGAAAGCUAUAGCCAAGUCUGGCCUCCAGCACAUGGUCGCACAGCCAAGCCCUGCACUUGCCUUGAGGAGUGACCCAGAGAGGCAGAUCCGCAGCACUGUGGACUGGAGCGAGACUGCAGUCUAUGGGGAGCACAUCUGGUUCGAGACUAACGUGUCUGGGGAUUUCUGCUACGUGGGGGAACAGAACUGUGUGGCCAAGAUGCUGCAAAAGCCUCUGUCCAGGCGCAAAUGCGCAGCCUGCAAGAUUGUGGUGCACACGCCCUGCAUAGAGCAGCUGGAAAAAAUAAAUUUCCGCUGCAAACCCUCCUUCAGGGAGUCAGGAUCGAGGAACAUUCGGGAGCCUGCAAUUGUACGACAUCACUGGGUACACCGUAGACGCCAGGAAGGGAAGUGCCGGCAGUGUGGAAAGGGUUUCCAGCAGAAGUUUGCCUUCCACAGCAAGGAGAUUGUGGCCAUCAGCUGCUCCUGGUGUAAGCAAGCGUACCACAGUAAGGUGUCAUGCUUCAUGCUGCAACAUAUCGAGGAACCCUGCUCACUGGGGGCUCAUGCUGCUGUUGUUGUCCCACCCACCUGGAUCCUGCGUGUCCGGCGCCCCCAGAAUCCAUUGAAGUCCAGUAAGAAGAAGAAGAGGGCAUCGUUCAAGAGGAAAUCCAGCAAAAAGGGACCCGAGGAGGGGCGAUGGAAACCCUUCGUUAUCAAGCCCAUGCCAGCACCGCUCAUGAAGCCCCUCCUGGUGUUUGUGAACCCCAAAAGUGGGGGCAAUCAGGGAGCCAAGAUCAUCCAGUCCUUCAUGUGGUAUCUCAAUCCCCGGCAAGUCUUCGACCUCAGCCAGGGCGGCCCUAAGGAAGCGCUGGAGAUGUACCGGAAGGUACACAACCUCCGCAUCCUGGCAUGUGGUGGGGAUGGCACGGUGGGCUGGAUCCUUUCCAUCCUAGACCAGUUGCGCCUGAACCCUCCUCCUCCUGUAGCCAUCCUGCCUCUGGGGACUGGAAACGACUUGGCCAGGACACUGAACUGGGGCGGGGGUUAUACAGACGAGCCCCUGUCAAAAAUCCUGUCACAUGUGGAGGAUGGGAAUAUAGUGCAGCUUGACCGCUGGAAUCUCCAUGUGGAGCCAAACACUGAAGCAAGUCCUGAGGAGAAGGAUGAAACAGCCACGGACAAGCUUCCCCUUGAUGUCUUCAAUAACUAUUUCAGCCUGGGCUUUGAUGCACGUGUGACCCUAGAGUUUCACGAAUCACGAGAGGCCAAUCCAGAGAAGUUCAACAGCCGGUUUCGGAAUAAAAUGUUCUACGCUGGGACGGCAUUUUCUGAUUUUCUUACUGGGAGCUCCAAAGACUUGGCAAAGCACGUCAAACUGGUGUGUGAUGGAGCAGACCUGACAUCCAAGAUCCAGGACCUGAAACCACAGUGCCUCGUCUUUCUUAACAUUCCAAGGUACUGUGCAGGCACCAUGCCCUGGGGCAACCCUGGGGAGCACCACGACUUUGAACCCCAGCGCCAUGACGAUGGCUGCAUUGAGGUCAUCGGCUUCACUAUGACAUCCCUGGCUGCCUUGCAGGUGGGUAGACACGGGGAGCGGCUGUGCCAGUGCCGGCAGGUGUUGCUCACCACAUCCAAGGCCAUUCCCAUGCAGGUGGAUGGGGAGCCGUGCAAACUGGCACCCUCUUCUAUCCACAUCUCCCUGCGCAACCAGGCCAACAUGGUACAGAAGACCAAGCGACGCAACUCCAUGCCCCUCCUCAACGACCAGCAGCCUGUGCCUGAGCGGCUGAGAAUCCGGGUGAGCCGAAUCAGUAUGCAUGACUAUGAGGCACUUCACUACGACAAGGAGAAGCUCAAGGAAGCCUCGGUGCCCCUAGGCAUCAUUGUGGUUCCAGGAGACAGUGACCUUGAGAUGUGUCGGACCCAAAUCGAGAAGCUCCAGGAGGAAGGGGAUGGGGCCAAACCAAAGGCACUGUCAUCCCAGAAGCUGUCGCCCAAGUGGUGUUUUCUGGAUGCAACUACGGCUGAUCGGUUUUACAGGAUAGACCGUGCACAGGAGCACCUCAACUACGUGACGGAGAUCUCUCAGGACGAACUGUUUGUGCUGGACCCGGAGCUGGUGAUCACUCAAACUGUGGGCACCUCUCCUGCCAUGCCUGACCUGGUCGACACAUCAUCCACACCCACAGGGCACCAUUUUGCUUUCCCUUCUUCCUCAUCCUCUCCACCCUCUUCACCUGCCCCCAGCUCAGAAGCAGGGGUUGGCCCCACACACAAAGACAACCCUUUGAUAGAAGCUGCCAAGAGUGGUGACUUCAGCAAGUUCCAGGAGUUGCACAGGGCUGGAGGAGACCUGAUGGUGCGAGACUCUUCUGGUCAGACAGUCCUGCACCUUGCUGUCAAGUCAGGGAGCAAGGACAUUGUCAAGUACAUCAUUGAGAAUGCUCCUUCAGAGAUCCUUGAUGCAACAGAAGAAAAGAACAGUGAGACCAGUUUGCAUCAGGCUGCUGCCCUGCGCCAGCGUACUAUUUGCCACUACAUUGUGGAGGCUGGGGCUUCACUCAUGAAAACAGACCUGCAAGGAGACACCCCCAAGCACAGGGCCGAGAAAGCCAAUGAUCCUGACCUGGCUGCCUACCUUGAAAACCGACAGCACUACCAGAUGAUCCAGCGGGAGGAUCAGGAGACAGCUGUGUAGUGCUCAGCGUGCCUUAACCUAUGCCUCUGCCAGUGUGGGCAGGGCAGGAAGAUGACUGUGGAGCUGCGGGCCCAGCCUAGCCCUUCCCGAGUCUCAGCUCAGUCCCAGGAAGAAGAGGCAGCGGCUGUGUCCCAGACCUGGCUGGGACUGUAUUUAUUUGUGUGGUGGGUGUUUGGGACUUAGAGCCCAGGUGCCCCCUCGCCUACCACAUUCCCCGCACUAGAGACAGACUUUGCUCCAGCAGCUGUCUUGCCCCUGCUUCCCACAGGAGCCAUUGUGCUGCCCCUGCAGGUGAGAGGCAGCUACAUCCCCUCCGCAGUCCUUCAGGGGUAUUUGCAGUUUGGCAUCCAGCUCCUUGCCACGUCAUAGCACCACAUAUUGCCUGUCCACUGGAGCUAUCAUUCAAACCAUGCCUGCCCCCUACUGGUUCCAGGAGCCUGCCACCAGAAUCUGCAGGCGGUUACCUGAGACCUGCUCUGCCUGUUGCCCCCAUCUCUGCUGGCCAGGCAAAAGGAUUUCCAGAAGCUCUUGUGA